Molecule: messenger RNA, 1738 nt
Organism: Carica papaya (papaya)
Lineage: Eukaryota; Viridiplantae; Streptophyta; Magnoliopsida; Brassicales; Caricaceae
Source: RefSeq, a predicted model, not a curated record
UACACGAAUUGCAUAGCUGUUUUAUGCAUGUUAGAUUGGAGUUAUGGAGCUUAUCUCAAUCAGCUCGUUAAUAGGAUUUGAUUGUUGAGUAAAUAUUUGUCCGUUCUUGUUGCUUUCUUGUCCUUACAAAAGCCGUGUACAAAUUUGCUUCGUCUAGUUGACUGCUAUUUAUUUUAAUUUAUGAAAAUAGACAAGAGAAGUUAGUUUGGAUUUUUGUUAAGCAUUAUAGAGGAGAUAAAAUUGGUUUUGAAUUCGUGUUUAUAUUAUUGGAUUUAGAAGUACAGAUAAAGUUUUGAUAAUGUUCUGACAACUGAAGGAAUAUUUUUGUAAUUUUUUUUUGAGUCGGGGAUGGAGGAUAGUACUCUAACUCUAAGCGCUGUGCUAUGAUGCUCUUGGCAACUUUUGUAAAUUUAACAUUCCAUUUGACAGUUUAAAGAAAGCGUUUCUCAAUUUGCACAAGAACACAUCGCCCCUCUUGCAUCAAAAAUAGACCAGACAAAUUCUUUUCCCAAGGUGAUGCUUCACCCUUGCUCCAGGAUGUUAACUUAUGGAAGCUCAUGGGAGAUUUUAAUCUUCAUGGAAUAACUGCACCAGAGGAAUAUGGAGGACUUGGUCUUGGUUACUUGUAUCACUGUAUAACAUUGGAAGAAAUUAGCCGGGCUUCAGGAUCCGUUGGACUAUCCUACGGUGCCCAUUCUAACCUGUGCAUCAAUCAGUUGGUGAGAAAUGCGAAUCCUGCUCAAAAAGAGAAGUACUUACCAAAGCUUAUUAGUGGAGAGCAUGUUGGAGCCCUUGCAAUGAGUGAACCCAAUGCUGGUUCUGAUGUUUGUAGCAUGAAAUGCAAAGCUGAGCGUGUUGAUGGGGGUUAUGUUCUAAAUGGGAACAAGAUGUGGUGCACCAAUGGUCCAGUUGCUCAGACAUUGGUUGUUUAUGCAAAGACUGACACCACGGCUGGCUCUAAAGGAAUUACAUCAUUUAUCAUCGAGAAGGGAAUGCCUGGAUUUAGCACUGCUCAGAAAUUGGACAAACUUGGUAUGCGAGGAAGUGACACAUGCGAGCUUGUCUUUGAGAAUUGUUUUGUUCCGGAAGAAAAUGUUCUUGGCAAGGAAGGAAAAGGGGUUUAUGUCAUGAUGUCAGGGCUAGAUUUGGAGAGGCUUGUUUUAUCAGCUGGUCCACUUGGUAUCAUGCAAGCCUGUCUUGAUGUUGUACUUCCUUACAUUCGGCAACGAGAGCAAUUUGGUCGUCCAAUUGGAGAAUUCCAAUUUAUACAGGGUAAAGUUGCUGAUAUGUAUACUUCGUUACAAUCUUCAAGGUCAUACGUCUACUCUGUUGCAAGGGACUGUGACAGCGGAAAAGUUGAUCCUAAGGAUUGUGCUGGAGUUAUUCUCUGUGCAGCUGAAAGGGCCACCCAAGUUGCUCUGCAGGCUAUACAAUGUUUAGGCGGCAACGGUUAUGUAAAUGAAUACACAACAGGACGUCUUCUUCGAGAUGCCAAACUCUACGAAAUUGGGGCCGGAACGAGUGAAAUCAGGCGAAUGAUCAUUGGCAGGGAACUCUUCAAGGAGCAGUGAGAGAGAUUUGAAUUUAAAGUUGGCUGGGGGUGAAGCAGCAUCUUCAUCUGCAUAAUUAUUCUUACGACAAUUCUGAAAAUUGAAAAAAAAUGUAAUAAGCCCCAUUCUCCUAAUAAAUUUAUAUACUGUUAAAAGUUUACUAAUUGCAGAGGAAACGUAUCAUCUUA